Amphimedon queenslandica is the source of this 1242-nucleotide messenger RNA. It is a transcript of the gene Tcf, whose product is annotated as transcription factor 7-like 2. Gene Ontology annotation, cellular component: beta-catenin-TCF complex; chromatin. The record is from RefSeq and is marked predicted. Gene Ontology annotation, biological process: regulation of transcription by RNA polymerase II; canonical Wnt signaling pathway. Lineage: Eukaryota; Metazoa; Porifera; Demospongiae; Haplosclerida; Niphatidae. Gene Ontology annotation, molecular function: RNA polymerase II cis-regulatory region sequence-specific DNA binding; DNA-binding transcription factor activity, RNA polymerase II-specific.
AUGGCAGCAACUAGUGCUCAGCCUCCACCAGGCACGACCGGCCAACCCCAACCACCAGGCGCAGCCGUUGUCUCCUCCAAUGGCGAUCCAGAGCUAGCCACCUCGGACGAGGUAAAGGAAUACUGUCAUGAAGGCGAGGGAGAGAAGACGGAGCAUCUCAACUCUAUGGACCUCCAUGACAUAAAGACAGAGCUGGAGAAAGAUGCUGAGGAGUCAGAGACACCCACAACAUCUUCCAACAAUAAUCCAGCAGCAACGUUCAAUACUUCACCAAGUACAACAGUCAUUAAUCAUACACUUCAGUUUCGACCCACAGUUGUUCAGCCAAUGGUGUAUGCUGCCAAUGGUUUCAUGCCAUUCGCUACUGGGACUUCGCUUUACAGACCAGUAAAGAUGGAAGUUCAAGGCACCGCAACAGACUGGACCAAAGCUGCUGCCAAUGCCGCCGCUGCUACACAAGGCAUUAGUAUACCUUAUGGUUACACAGGCGGGUUUGUCUCUGGCCUACCCAUUGAUCAGAGUUUAAGACCGGCAGCUUACCCUUUCUUAAUGCCAACCGGACAAUAUGUCACACAAAUGCCGUAUCCACAACAGCUUGCUACUACAUUUGGAACAGCAGCUCCUAAUGCAGCAGUACAGCCUCAUUCAGGUAUCAUAACACCACAACAAAAGGAGAAGAAACCACACAUCAAGAAACCUUUGAACGCAUUCAUGCUCUUCAUGAAAGAGAAGAGAGCAGAAGUCAUCAAAGAGUGUACCUUGAAAGAAUCAGCGGCCAUUAAUCAGAUACUGGGAAAGAUGUGGCACAAAUUGGACAAGUCAGAGCAGGCAAAGUACUAUGAAAUGGCCAGAGAAGAGAGAGCCAGACACAUGCAGAUGUAUCCUGGCUGGUCAGCUCGGGAUAACUAUGCUGCUCACAAGAAGAGGAGAAAGAAGAGAUCGAAGCAAGCUGAAGGAAGUGAUGAACCCAAUUCUUUCAAUGAAACAGAGGUGGUUAGUGAAGAUGCUAAUAAUAAGUCGACUGAAGAACCACCACUAAAGAAAGUACUAAGAGUCGAAGAUAACAAUCUAGAUAGUCCUAGAAAGUGUCGUGCUCGUUUUGGAAUGGAUCAACAACAUAUGUGGUGUGGACCUUGCAGGAGAAAGAAGAAGUGUAUCAGAGUGGAAGAUGAUGGCUCUAGAGACUCAACUGAAGAGCUUGAUGACAUUCAGACUGAACAAUCAAUCAAUGACAAUUCGUAA